Messenger RNA from Annulohypoxylon truncatum, 2495 nucleotides. RefSeq lists its product as uncharacterized. Gene Ontology annotation, biological process: regulation of transcription by RNA polymerase II; DNA-templated transcription. Gene Ontology annotation, molecular function: zinc ion binding; DNA-binding transcription activator activity, RNA polymerase II-specific; RNA polymerase II cis-regulatory region sequence-specific DNA binding. Lineage: Eukaryota; Fungi; Ascomycota; Sordariomycetes; Xylariales; Hypoxylaceae. The coding region runs from base 127 to 2355 and encodes 742 amino acids. The record is from RefSeq and is a predicted model, not a curated record. The transcript has 6 exons. Gene Ontology annotation, cellular component: nucleus.
UUGUGACUGUGAUUCCGUUAAAUCAUGAAGUAAUAUAGGUACCUACAUCAUACCCUAGGUAUAUUGCUGGGAAAGACAUAGGUUAAUUCCGCCCUUGGGAAAGCUCAGCAAUCAAGUGCUCUAAACAUGGAUGGUGAAACCGGCGAAAGGAAAAGUCGAAAGAAACGAGCUCGACUAAGCUGUAUGGAAUGUAGAAAGAAGAAGUUGUCUUGUGAUCGGAAAUUACCUUGCCAGAGAUGUAUAAGAUCAGGAAGACCAGCACGGUGUUCAUUCGAGGCAGUAGCCGAACAGUCACCAGUCUCUAGCCCUCUUGCACGACAACAAGAGCAGCAGAUUCACGAUCUUCAAGUCGAGGUUACUGAGCUGAAGGCAUUGCUUUCAGAAGCUGGCUUGAUACGUGGGGGCGAUAGCGCCACAGAAGCCUCACACGUAAUAGACGUCGAAUCUGGUCCCUCAUCAUUGAACAAUGGAAAGCCUCAAGCAGUGGAGGACUUAAUUGAUGAAAGCCACGAUACGGAAAAAUCCGGCGUGGUAGAGGAUAUUCAGCAGCAGUACUUAUCAACUUCCCAAAGUGAUCGUAUUGGCCAGGGUGCAAACCAUGUCAACGACACACAACCCUCGGAUCCAAGGAAAAGAACCCCUCAGGGAUACUAUAGGCGACAUGCUCUUUUCCAAUUCUUUAGUGAGAUACAUGAAUUAUACCCAUUCAUCAAAGAAACAGCCGAGGAGUGGCUCAACCCCUUGGGGGUAAAUAUUACUAAUGGGAAACUCAAGCCCACUGUUAAUUUUCUCUCCGAGAGUGAUAAAAGCCUUGAGAGGUUUCUUCCUCCAAAAGAGGAUGUUGACAUUCUGGUUUCAUUGUACCUAAAUGGCCCAGAACAACUUCAUCGCGUUCUUCAUAUCCCUACCUUCAAGAGAGAAUAUACCAACUUUUGGACAACCCAAAGGGUAGACCAUCCUACUAUGAUAGCACUGAUAUUGGCAAUCAUCUCCAUAUCAUCUACUUAUGCUGCUACUAGUCAAUCUGCCGAAGUCGCGUCCGUGGCGAUCAAGUACCAAGUUAUGUCUAUGCAGUGGAUUUCUCUAUGCGAAGAAUGGUUAAGACAACAAAGUACAAAGCAUCGCAGACUUGCCCACUAUCAGAUUGCAUGUUUGAUUUACCUUGCUAAACGGAUGAACAUCGUUGAUAAGAAAAAGUGGUGGAAGGAGACUGGCUCGUUGAUCCAAGAUGUCAUCGUACCUGGGCUAAAUCGUGACUCUUUUUCGGCUAAUGGCACACCUUACGUGAGGGAGUUGAAAAGACGAAUCUGGGCUGUUAUUCGAGAGCUGGAUCUCCAGAACUCAUAUGAGUAUGGUCUUCCCAGUCUCCUACACAGUGUUGAUGAUGAUGUUACUCCUCCCGCAAAUGUCAAUGAUGACGACUUCAACGAAACAUCGAAAGAUAUACAAUCAAAGCCAUUGAACGAAUACACCAUUACAUCUUAUCAAGUUCAUAGCGCCCGCAGCUGGUCUUUGCGUCUAGAGAUAUCUCAGCGUCUCUUUAGCACUAGAUUCUCCAAAAGCCUUUUUUAUGACGAUGUCUUGAGAUACACUCACGAGGUUACGCAAGCGAUAGAAAGUAUCCCUUCCUGGGAUAAAUAUGACACAACUGGAGUAGGCGACCUUCGAACACGAGCACUUACACGCGCAUUUUUGCUUUUCCAGCUCAAGAGUACUAUUCUAGUUCUCCACAGACCUUAUCUCCAGAAAGAUGAUAGAAGGUACUGGCUUUCGGAAACUGUGUGUUAUCACACAUCGCGUGAUAUUCUACUCUUAAACACACACUUAGCGGAGUUAGGGUCUCAGAGCCCAACGAUGCUCAGAGAAGACCUCUUAUUAGCUUCGCUGAACUUAGUUCGCGUAGCUAUGCUUCGGCCUAAGGGACUCGUGACCAGUGUCGUGACUGACUAUCAAUCCACGAUCGAUCUACUUGAGAAAUGCGUCCCGCUAGUGGAGGAUAUGCAUUUAAGAUGUUGCCAUAGCGAUCUCUGGUGCUUUAUCACUAUGUAUGCAGCAAAUAUGUUGCUCGAGAUACAUCUGGGAAGGAAAUCUCGCCAAACAGCUAAAGCAUCAUGUGCACGGAGGUUUCUCAGCCUCCACCACAAGCAAGUUGAAAGACAGAAGAUGUGUCUCCCAAGUCACCAGUGUCCAGCACCUUCAGACCUUACAAACUGUGCUGACGAGCCUACCAGUCCUCAGCUCGUUGCUCCAGAUUUUCUAGUGUCGGACUGGUUGGACAGCAACUACUCCGAGCCUGGUUUUGAUUUCUUGGACUUCGAUGUUAGCAUGAGCAAUGCAUGGGGCAUCUUAGAAUAACUGCGACAUACCGAAUAGCCAUCGAUUGGGAUCUGAGUCAUAAUCAUAUAACAACGUAACACGGAUAAUUCAGAAACUUAAACAAUUAGCGAGUUGCGUAACCACAGUAAUCAUUCACCGUGGUAGAGUGAAUAUAUCAC